AUGGCCCUCUGGCGGUAUGCUCUCGGCCUGCUGUGCCUCCUGCAGGCCGUGCCGGUCACAGCGCAGUCGGAUCCGUCGCACAUUGCCUUUGGCGACGGCUUGAACAUGCGCCACCCACUUUCUUCGCUCCACACGCUCCACACGCUCCACACGCUUUACCCGCUCGCCGCCGUCCGCAGUGUCGGUGCUAACAGCACCGCGCCCGGCGCGCCCGGCUCGGUCUGCACCGCCGAAGGCGAGUGGAACUGCCUCACCACCUGCUGGCAGCGAUGCGCCUCGGGCCAGUGGUCCGACUCCAUGGCCCUGGCGCCCGGGACGGUGUGCACGCCGGCGGGGCUGUCGUACGAGAUGGCGGUGGUCGGCUCGCGUCGCAGCACAGGCGACACAAGCGACACAAGCGACCGCACGAGCGAGACCACCGCCGGCGCCCUCGCAACCAUCCUCGCAGCCACCACUGGCCUCUGCCAAUGCACAGUCGCCGGCUGCUCUGCAACAUCGCCAUCCACCUCUGUUGCCGCAACAACAUCACCCGCAACGACGAUGACGACGACGACAUCCAGUCAGGAGACGCCGACGGGCGGCGAGUUUGUGAGCGGGUCGUCGUCGGCUGCGACCCAACAGCCGACGAGUGCAGUGACGGUUGUCCUGGGUGUGAGCCUGCUGGCCGUUGUUUUUGCCCGUCUCUUGAUGUGA
Sporothrix brasiliensis 5110 is the source of this 693-nucleotide messenger RNA. RefSeq lists its product as uncharacterized. Lineage: Eukaryota; Fungi; Ascomycota; Sordariomycetes; Ophiostomatales; Ophiostomataceae. The record is from RefSeq and is a predicted model, not a curated record. The transcript has a single exon. The coding region runs from base 1 to 693 and encodes 230 amino acids.